AUGAGCAAAGGCGCCCUGCCCUUCACGAUCCACAACCUUCCCUACGGUGCCGUUGAUCUGAGCGCUCUGUUUCAGAAUGGCCUCUUCGAUAGCAUAACGGGUCUCGAGCAGGAUGUGUUCGCCAGUGCAAAACUCAACGCAUUCGCGUCAUUGCCCACUGCCAGCCGGGUGCAAGUGCGAGCGAAGCUGGUAGAGUACCUGUCCAAGGUCGACGUUGCCAAGGAUGCAGAAGACCCUGCCUUCCACCUCCUCACCGAGGUGCAGAUGCAUUUCCCUAUGCACACGCACAAUUUCUCAGACUUUUAUUGCUCUCUGGAGCAUACCAAGAAUUGCACUGCUAUCUUCACCACCAACCCCAUCAAUCCCAACUGGUUCACCAUUCCGUCCGUAUACAACGGCCGAACAUCGAGUCUGGUCAUCUCCGGAAACCCCAUCACCCGUCCAUUGGGUGUGUUUCCGCAACGUGACGUCGAUGGAAAGGUUUCGACACCCAACUUCCAGCCAGAGACCUACCUCGACUUCGAGCUGGAGAUGGGCGUCUUCUUGUCCAAGCCAAUUCCGCGUGGGCAGCGGUUGAAGAUCGAUGAUGCAAAAGAAUCGAUCUUCGGUCUUGUCUUGCUGAAUGACUGGUCGUCUCGGAACAUCCAGUUCUACGAGAUGCCGCCUCUAGGGCCCUUCCAUUCGAAAGGAUCAGGCACCUCAAUCUCCCCGUGGAUCGUACCCAUCGAAGCCCUCGAAGCUGUAGCAUGCCCAAGGCACACGACCCAGGAGCCAGCUCCGAUGUCGCAUCUGAACUGGACCGAUGAUGCGAAGGCGACCUACAAUGUCGAAGUUUCCGUUAAGAUUAUCCGCGACGGUCAGACGUACACACUGGGAAACAGCAAUCUGAAUGAACUCCACUGGACGCCCUUCCAGCAGAUCACACAUCUAGGCAGUGCCGGCGAAGGUCUCGCCACCGGAGACAUCUUCGGCACGGGGACAAUGUCGAGCUCGAGGACGAACGAACAGGGUGAAAAGAUCGGUCUCGGCUGUAUCUACGAGCGAAAGCUGCAAGGCAACACUCUCUCAACUGCUCCAGCGGAUAUCGUUGAUACCUUUUUGAAAGAUGGUGACGAGGUGGUCAUGGAAGGCUGGGCGGUGAAGCCGGAGACCGGCGAAGUGUUAUAUGGAUUUGGCGAGUGCAGGGGCAAGGUCCUGCCUGCAGUCCUGCCUUGA
Messenger RNA from Cyphellophora europaea CBS 101466, 1215 nucleotides. RefSeq names its product fumarylacetoacetase. NCBI's taxonomy places the organism in Eukaryota, Fungi, Ascomycota, Eurotiomycetes, Chaetothyriales, Cyphellophoraceae. Gene Ontology annotation, molecular function: fumarylacetoacetase activity. Bases 1 to 1215 code for a protein of 404 amino acids. The record is from RefSeq and is a predicted model, not a curated record. The transcript is spliced from 6 exons. Gene Ontology annotation, biological process: homogentisate catabolic process; L-tyrosine catabolic process; L-phenylalanine catabolic process.